Molecule: messenger RNA, 1539 nt
Organism: Lactuca virosa
Lineage: Eukaryota; Viridiplantae; Streptophyta; Magnoliopsida; Asterales; Asteraceae
Source: the annotation of a GenBank genome assembly
AUGACAUGCGUAAAAAAAAAAGCCGAAGCAAAAGGGUUCACUUCAAAGCCCUCAACCUCCUGCUGUCCUGCAGGAAAACUCAGAGGUUUUACCACUCGGAUCAUCGGGGAUAUCCCAGCAGCUACAUCUGAAGAUGUUGAUAUUGCUGUGAAAGCAGCUCGUAAAGCUCUUAAACGCAAUGGAGGAAAAGACUGGGCAACAGCUUCUGGAGCACAUCGUGCCAAGUAUCUGCGUGCCAUUGCUGCAAAGAUAACUGAGAAAAAACCGGAAUUAGCAAAACUUGAAGCCAUUGAUAAUGGAAAACCACUUGAUGAAGCAGCAUGGGAUAUAGAUGAUGUGGCUGGAUGUUUUGAAUAUAAUGCUGAUCUUGCUGAAGCUUUGGAUGCUAAGCAAAACGCACCUAUUGAUCUUCCAAUGGAUACAUUCAAAUGUCAUGUCAUUAGGGAACCAAUUGGUGUUGUUGGGCUGAUUACUCCAUGGAAUUACCCGAUGCUGAUGGCUACAUGGAAAAUUGCACCUGCCCUGGCUGCGGGUUGUGCUGCAAUACUUAAGCCAUCAGAAUUGGCAUCUGUGACUUGCCUGGAAUUAGGUGAAAUAUGCAGGGAGGUAGGUCUUCCCCCUGGUAUUCUCAAUAUCCUAACUGGAUUAGGUCCAGAAGCAGGUGCCCCUUUGGCUUCUCACCCUGAUGUUGAUAAGAUUGCAUUUACAGGAAGCAGUGCCACAGGAAGCAAGAUUAUGACUGCAGCAGCUCAAAAUGUCAAGCCUGUUACACUUGAGCUUGGUGGAAAGAGUCCAAUAGUUGUGUUUGAUGAUGUUGAUAUUGAUAAAGCUGUUGAGUGGACACUGUUUGGUUGCUUCUGGACAAAUGGGCAAAUCUGCAGUGCAACUUCUCGACUCAUAGUGCAUGAAAGUAUUGCUAAGGAGUUUUUAGAGAAGCUUGUGAAGUGGGCUAAAAAUAUCAAGAUUUCAGAUCCAUUAGAAGAAGGAUGUAGGCUUGGGCCUGUUGUUAGUGGUGGACAGUAUGAGAAGAUAUUGAAGUUUGUUGAAACAGCCAAAAGCGAAGGUGCAACCAUUUCAUUUGGAGGAAAACGUCCCGAGCAUUUAAAAACCGGAUUUUUUAUCGAGCCAACAAUAAUCAGUGAUGUCACCACAUCCAUGCAAAUUUGGAGAGAGGAAGUUUUUGGACCUGUUUUAUGCGUAAAAUCAUUUAAAACAGAAGAAGAAGCAAUCGAAUUAGCAAAUGACACCCAUUAUGGUCUGGGUUCUGCUGUUAUAUCCAACGAUUUGGACCGGUGUGAUCGUGUGACAAGGGCUUUUGAGGCAGGUAUUGUUUGGGUAAACUGCUCCCAGCCUUGCUUCUCUCAAGCUCCGUGGGGUGGGAAAAAGCGAAGUGGAUUUGGUCGUGAACUAGGAGAAUGGGGACUUGAGAAUUAUUUGAGCGUAAAGCAGGUGACUCGUUAUAUUUCUGAUGAUGCUUGGGUUGUGGGGUUGGAUUGUAAUAGGUUGAACUUGUUAAAGUGGGAGUUUAAUGAAAUCUGA